Molecule: messenger RNA, 456 nt
Organism: Fusarium mangiferae
Lineage: Eukaryota; Fungi; Ascomycota; Sordariomycetes; Hypocreales; Nectriaceae
Product: related to pyrimidine 5`-nucleotidase
Exons: 2
Coding region: 1-456 (151 amino acids)
Biological process (GO): nucleotide catabolic process; pyrimidine nucleobase metabolic process
Molecular function (GO): nucleotidase activity
Source: RefSeq, a predicted model, not a curated record
AUGGUCGACGAUGCCGUUCCAUUUGAUUCCCUCAUCAAGCCCAACCCGGAACUCCGCCAGUUACUGGAAGAGAUUGAAAGGGAGAAUUUUAGGCUUUCGCUGCUCAGUCAUGUCCAUAUCACGCAUGUCAAGAGAGUGAUCCGCCUUUUGGGUGUCGAAGAUCUACUCGAGGGCGCAAUAUACUGUGACUACUCCAAAGAGCCUUUGGUGUGCCGGCCACAGUCUGCCAUAUUUGAAACAGCUAUGAGAGUAGCAGCCAUCAAACGAUGUAGCGAUUGCUAUCUGAUUGAUGAUUCUUAUCGCAAUUGUCAGGGCGCAGAGUCGUUUGACUGGACCGCGGUGCAUUUAGUUGAAAAAGGCAUUGCCAAAGAACCAGUAUUCAGACAUCAAAUUCGAAGUCUUAAGGAAUUACGUGAGAUUUUCCCUGGUGGGUUCAAAGGUCAAGCCAACGGUUAA